CCUCCCAUUCAACCACUGGCUCUAAUGUAGCUCUGUGUUUACUACAGAAUUAGUGCAUAGCGGGCGACAGUCUCCUGAACUGUGAACUCCGAAUCACAAAAGAUAACCUGUUAGUUUUGCAUAAAAGAAGAAAAAUAUCCCAAACUCAACAUGCCCAAGAGAAAGGGAACUGAUGGUGAAGUCAAGGAGGAGCCCCAGAGAAGGUCAGCUAGAUUAUCAGCGAAACCAGCGCCUCCAAAACCUGAACCCAAACCCAAAAAAACUCCCAAGAAAGAGAAGGAAGUGAAUGAUAAAAAGGAGGAGAAGAAAGCAAAGGCAAAGCCUGAGGAAUCCAAGGAGGAAAACCAGUCAGAAAAUGGAGAGACCAAGACCAACAAGGUUGAGAAGCCAGAAGAGGCGGCAGAGCCCGAGGAGGACCUGAAGACAGAGUAGCACCACGCCAACCAUAUCCAACCAUCCGUCCAUCCAUUCUUCCCCUUCUACCCCUCUUUCCCAGUUUUCUCUAUCCCUCUUCAACUCUCUCAACAACCUCCUCUCUGCCCAUAACCACCAGAAGAGUAUUUUUAUCAGUAAAUUUGUAAAUACUGGUUCAGGUUUUUAGCACAAAAAAACAAAGCGGACUAAUGAGUGUUGUUUUCGGCUGUGACUAUAUCAGGUGUCUACAACAUGAGAGGUGUGGAAAAAGGUGGCAUCUUUCUUUCAUUUUGGUGUUUUUCCUUUUAAAGUAUUUUUUUUAAUUAUCUUUAAGUGGAUGGUUUGUAGCUUGGCUUUGGAGUGGGAGGUAGGUGUGGAGCAUUGGGUAGUGCUGUGGUCUGCUCUCAGUCUGUGUCCGAUAGUGCUUGUGAUGUCGCUCUGACGUUUCUGUACCGGGGGGUGUUUUAUUUUCUUUAUCUUUUAAACAUAAUGGAUUGUCUUUAAGAAUGAGGAAUGAAUUAAAUGUCGAGGAAAAAUUAGAAAACAACAAAAGAUAAACUGCUUACAUUCCAGGUUCAGCAUUAGAUGGUGAUUCCUGGCUUUUUAAGAAUCAUACCACCUUUGCAAUUUGUUGAAAUGUUCAUAUGGUAACUAGGCUUUGUGAGGAGGCCAAAAACCCUUCUGUUGUUAUAGAGGGCUUUUUUGAAAUUAUGGUAAUCAAAGGAGAAAAAAAGUGUUUUUUGGAGUUUUUUAACACUGAAAAUUCAUCUGUGAAAAAUUACUUGGUGUCCCCUAUAAUGCUCUCGGCCUCACUCAAUAAAAAUCCAUCAUUGGAGUUUUCCUCAAAA
Messenger RNA from Myxocyprinus asiaticus (Chinese sucker), 1262 nucleotides. Its product is annotated as non-histone chromosomal protein HMG-14A-like. Gene Ontology annotation, molecular function: nucleosomal DNA binding. The record is from RefSeq and is a predicted model, not a curated record. The coding region runs from base 151 to 432 and encodes 93 amino acids. Gene Ontology annotation, biological process: chromatin organization. Gene Ontology annotation, cellular component: nucleus; chromatin. The transcript is spliced from 6 exons. Lineage: Eukaryota; Metazoa; Chordata; Actinopteri; Cypriniformes; Catostomidae.